Gallus gallus (chicken) is the source of this 1265-nucleotide messenger RNA. It is a transcript of the gene GPATCH11, whose product is annotated as G-patch domain containing 11. Gene Ontology annotation, cellular component: kinetochore. Gene Ontology annotation, molecular function: nucleic acid binding. The coding region runs from base 181 to 948 and encodes 255 amino acids. The transcript is spliced from 8 exons. The record is from RefSeq and is marked validated. Lineage: Eukaryota; Metazoa; Chordata; Aves; Galliformes; Phasianidae.
GGGGCGGCCGCGCGCAGGCGCUUGGCUGUAGCGCUCUGCUGGGGAAGGGGAGCGGGGAAGCCUUGUGAGCGUACCCCCGGCUGGUGGAGGGCUGCCGUCCCGAAAAAGGCAGCGUGUGCGCCGUAAACCUCAUCGACAGCAUCUGUAGGAAGAGGUCUGAGUGGGACAUGUGUGCUAGCCAUGGGGGACGAGGAAGAGGAAGAUUACAUGUCUGAUUUAUUUAUUAAGGAGGAUGUGAGGCCGGGGGUGCCCAUGGUGCGGCGCGUGAGAGAAGCUCUUCAGAAAGAGGAAAAGCAAAAAGAAGCCAACGAGAAGAACAGGCAGAAGAGCGUGAAGGAAGAAGAGAAAGAGCGACGCGACUUGGUGCUGAGCAGCGCCUUAGGCAACGAGAACAAAGGCUUCGCCUUGCUGCUGAAGAUGGGCUACAAGAGUGGCCAGGCCCUGGGCAAAAGCGGAGAAGGCAUUGUUGAACCUAUUCCUCUGAACAUAAAAACAGGCAGAAGUGGGCUUGGUCAUGAGGAAUUCAAAAAGCGAAAAGCUGAAGAAAAACUAGAAAACUAUAGACAAAAACUCCACAUGAAAAAACAAGCAAAUGAACAAGCUGCAGAUCAAUUCAGAAUAAGAUUCAAAAACAAACAAGAAGAACGUAAGAUGGAAGGAGACCUUCGAAAAAGUCAGAGGGCCUGCCAGCAAUUGGAUAUUCAAAAAGAUAUUGAAGCACCCAAAGAGAUUUGGUAUUGGCUGCAACCUGAAGAGGAAGACCAAAAGGAUGAAGAGAAAGAUGAUGAGUGCACAGGCUCAGACUUAAGUGUAUCAGCAAAGCUACAAAUACUGACUGCUUAUUUAAGAGAAGAACACUUUUAUUGCAUUUGGUGUGGAACAACCUUUGAAGAUGCUGAGGAUUUGUCUUCGAACUGCCCUGGAGACAGUGCUGCAGAUCAUGACUAAAGCCUUUCUAAAGAAAGGAGUUCUAGAUAAGUACGGAUAGUUGCUAUGCUCUGACUUUCUAAGAAAAUUCAGUGCUGUGCCAGAAUUCAUAUAAGAGUAUGCAGAAGAGUAGUAAUUCUGACAGGUUGAUCUUCACAUUUCUGAAGCAUUUCUAUGUUUUUUAUUUCUGGGUGAUGCACUAUUAGAAAUUAAAGAACUUUACAUUUGUUGUUGAGUUACUGUAAAUUCAAGGCAAGUAAGACUUCCACAGUCUUUGUUAACGCUGUCCCCAGUUGAGCAAGAUCAACUGAUAAUAAAAUUGAAAGUUUCACAAAGGA